This is a messenger RNA of Entrophospora candida, 142 nucleotides long. The record is from the annotation of a GenBank genome assembly. NCBI's taxonomy places the organism in Eukaryota, Fungi, Glomeromycota, Glomeromycetes, Entrophosporales, Entrophosporaceae.
AUGUCUGGCCUGGGUACUAGACCUAACCUGUUCAGUACACUAGAAAUAGUAAAUUUAGUUGAUUCACAAGAUUAUUCUGCAGUUGAUAAUAUUGAUAUGACAAAUGCCACAACGAACAAUGAAGAUGAAAGAACAUGUGGAG